UUGCUAACCAUAUGGAUGCUGACAGCAGCAACAUGCCAAAUUAUGGAUAGGUUGCAAGACCCACCUAAUCCAACAUACCUGCUACAUAUUUUGUUUUAUAUGUUGAUUCUGUUGUUUCUGUCGUAAGUAGAUAUGUUCGGCGUCUGAUAGAAUUAUCACUUCCAUUCUUAAGAUAGCGACAUGAUUGAAAUUUCCUUUCUUCUUUUACACGAGCAGAGAGGUCAUUCUUCGUCCUUCAUUACAAAAUGGUUUUCCCCUACAUAUUCUUCCUACUAUUCUCAAGGAAUCUAUUCUGAGAACCUCUUCACACACUUUCCCCUUCACCCUUGAGAGGCCAUCUCCAAUUCAUCACCGUGCUAUUCCUUCAUACUCAGGCCAUUAUCAUACGAGAUUUGACAAUCAGCAAGGACUGGUAAGAAGAUGCUGAAGAAAUUGUUGCCAAAGACUAAGAGCAAGAAGAAGAAGGACGCAGCCUCCUCUGCGAUACCCACGUUGGAUCGGCUCCAUGAGACUCUAGAAAUGCUGGAGAAGAAAGAGUGUUUCCUUCAGAAAAAGUGUUCUGCUGAAAUAGAAAAGGCUAAGGAUUAUACAAAAUCGAAGAAUAAGAAUGCUGCAAUUCAGUGUCUAAAGAAAAAAAAGUUGUACGAGACACAAAUUGAACAGCUAUCAAAUUUUCAAUUGCGAGUUCAUGACCAGAUUAUAAUGCUUGAAAGUGCAAAGGCAACUACCGAUACUGUUGAUGCUUUGCGUUCUGGAUCAUCUGCUGUCAAAGCUAUUCAGCAAUCACUGGACAUCGAUGAUAUUGAGAACGCCAUUGAUGAGGCAAACGAACAGACAGAAAAUAUGAGGCAGAUACAAGAGGCACUUGCAACACCAGUUGGUGCUUCUGCUGAUUUUGACGAGGAUGAGCUAGAAGCAGAGCUGGAAGAUCUGGAGGAGGAAGAGCUCGAUGAAGAGUUGCCCGCACCACCAGUGAGGAUAUCUGCACACGUGGAACCAUUAGCAAAACAAACAUCAUCUUCUAAGCAGAGCAGUGAUUUGAGUGAACUGACCAAACUUCAGGCAGAGAUGGCACUUUAGUUGUAGCUUCAAGCUUGGCUGACAUUGGGAGGGAUCCUGGUGCUUACUUGUAUUUGAAUUUUGUAAAUUCAGGUUGUUGUAGGUAGGGAUGAAAGUGGUAAUCUGAACUGUUAGAAUAAAUUUAAUAUUUUAAAAUAGAUAUGUAUAAAAUUUGAUGGUGAUCAUUUCUUAUAUUAUCAAGCAUAUUAUUACAAAUAAGAAUAAAAUUUUGCAUAAAUUAUUUUA
Molecule: messenger RNA, 1305 nt
Organism: Panicum virgatum (switchgrass)
Lineage: Eukaryota; Viridiplantae; Streptophyta; Magnoliopsida; Poales; Poaceae
Product: vacuolar protein sorting-associated protein 32 homolog 2-like
Exons: 6
Coding region: 421-1080 (219 amino acids)
Biological process (GO): late endosome to vacuole transport via multivesicular body sorting pathway; vesicle budding from membrane
Cellular component (GO): ESCRT III complex; multivesicular body; cytoplasmic side of plasma membrane
Source: RefSeq, a predicted model, not a curated record